GUGAUUGUGAGAAACAUGGAACAAGUUGUGUUGCUAGUUGAUGAUUUAAGAUUACUUUCUGGGAUUUCUCGCUGUAGAAUAUGUCACGAAGAAGAAUUUGAGAGCUCCAAAAGCUUGGAAGCUCCUUGUGCUUGUUCUGGGACCGUUAAGUUUGCUCAUAGAGAUUGCAUACAGACAUGGUGCAAUGAGAAAGGAAAUACAACUUGUGAAAUAUGUCUCCAGCAAUAUGAACCUGGAUAUACAGCACCUCCAAAGAAAUCUCAAGUAUGUGACGCAGCAAUGACCAUAAGGGAUAGCCUACAAAUUUCAAGGAGUGAACAAGAACCGUCCAACAGAAGAAUAGUGGAAAUAGUUGAAGGAGUAGCAUUAGAAAACAAUUACUCUGAAUGCACAUAUGCUGCAGAUAGAAGCGCGUCUUGUUGUCGAUCACUGGCUUUAGCUUUUACCCUCAUCUUGCUUGUAAGACAUCUUUUCGCAUUGCUUGCAAAUGGAAUGGAAGAUUAUCCAUUUACAAUUCUUACGGUCUUUAUACUAAGGGCAAGUGGAAUUAUUAUACCCAUGUACAUAAUUAUUAGGACGAUCGGAUCCAUUCAUAAUAGUAUUGGGCACCACUAUUAUCAGGAUUCUAACAAUGACUCAUCAAUGUCUGAUGAAGAUGACGAAGAAAAUGAGACUUCAAAUGAUGUUAUUUCAAGAUAUUCAUAGUGUCAUAGUAGGUCAUUAUAUUGCUUCAACUUUUAUCAGAG
Messenger RNA from Gastrolobium bilobum, 746 nucleotides. RefSeq lists its product as uncharacterized. Gene Ontology annotation, cellular component: membrane. Lineage: Eukaryota; Viridiplantae; Streptophyta; Magnoliopsida; Fabales; Fabaceae. Bases 16 to 705 code for a protein of 229 amino acids. The transcript is spliced from 7 exons. Gene Ontology annotation, biological process: protein ubiquitination. Gene Ontology annotation, molecular function: ubiquitin-protein transferase activity; zinc ion binding. The record is from RefSeq and is a predicted model, not a curated record.